Molecule: messenger RNA, 249 nt
Organism: Gongylonema pulchrum
Lineage: Eukaryota; Metazoa; Nematoda; Chromadorea; Rhabditida; Gongylonematidae
Source: the annotation of a GenBank genome assembly
AUGUCGGAUCCAUCGCCACAUGAAUGGGAGUUGAAUCGCGAGAACAUUCGUCCUCUUCGAGGCGGUAGAAAGGCCGAUUGCCUCACGACAGUCGCUGUUGGGGUGAGCGAGCAAAAAUGUGAGGCACAAAAGCGUUUUGAGGGAACACUGGAGGCGGCCAAAAACUCGGACAAUCCGCUCGACAUGCUUCUCGAUUAUGUAACAUGGUUUGAGCAGUCUUUCCCCACAGUAGAAUCUGUAAUAUUGUGA